Messenger RNA from Carica papaya (papaya), 2222 nucleotides. RefSeq lists its product as uncharacterized. The record is from RefSeq and is a predicted model, not a curated record. NCBI's taxonomy places the organism in Eukaryota, Viridiplantae, Streptophyta, Magnoliopsida, Brassicales, Caricaceae.
GUAAUGUUCUGAUCUUUCUAACAUUUCUUCUUCCUUUUAUUUUCUGGUGCAUCACCAAAAUUUCUAUCAUUCUUGUUUAUCUAUGUAUCAUCUUCGUCUACAUAUUAUAUAAGAUGGAACUAGAGCAGCCCAGGUUGACGGAAGAUCCCAGCGUGCAAGAUAUCAUGAAUCCAAAAAGUAGUGCUACUCACAAGACCGCAACUUCUUCUGUGAUCAGAAAGAGUAAUGAGUCAUUUAAUGAUCUUUGCGGGCAAUCAGAAUCCUUUAGGACACUAGAAAUGGAUGUGCCGAAAUGCCUGUCAGCAGAAGAAAAACUCGCUUGGCUGCGCUCUCAAAUCAUUGGUGGUGAUAUCGAGUUUGAUUUUCCUUUUGGAAGACGAAAACUCAGUUAUGCAGAUCAUACUGCCUAUGGCCGUUGCUUUCAUUAUGUUGAGGAUUUUGUCAUUAACAACAUUUUUCCCUUCUAUGGGAACACACACACCUGUGAUAGUUACGUGGGUCAGCAGACCACAAAAAUGGUGCGCUUUGCCUCGGCCUACAUAAAGAGAUGCUUAGGCGGCGGAGAACAUGACGCAAUCCUGUUUUGUGGAUCUGGAACAACGGCGGCUAUCAAGAGGCUGCAAGAAGUUAUGGGCAUCGCCGUGCCAUCAAUCUAUCGAGAGACAUUAAUCAAAUGCCUGGCUGACGAGGAAAGGUGGGUAGUGUUUUUAGGGCCUUAUGAACAUCACUCCAAUCUCCUCUCAUGGAGGCAGAGCUUGGCUCAAGUGAUAGAGAUUGAUUUGGACGAGAAUGGGUUGAUAGACAUGGAAGCUCUAAGACUGCAACUUGAGUCCUUUAAAGAUGCAAACAGACCAAUAUUGGGUUCGUUUUCAGCUUGUAGCAAUGUGACUGGGAUUCGUUCUGAUACUCGGAAGAUCGCUAGACUUUUUCACCAAUAUGGAGGGUUAGCAUGCUUUGAUUUUGCAGCAAGUGGUCCUUAUGUGGAGAUUGACAUGAGAUCAGGAGAAGCUGAUGGGUAUGAUGCUAUUUUUCUAAGCCCACAUAAAUUUCUAGGUGGCCCUGGUUCGCCUGGUAUUCUUCUGAUGAGUAAAGCACUCUAUCAGCUCAAAUCUUCCCCCCCAUCAACUUGUGGAGGUGGAUCUGUUAAUUAUGUUAAUGGAUUUAGUGAAAAGGACACAUUGUACUUGGAGGAUAUAGAAGAAAGGGAAAAUAGUGGGACACCCCAAAUAAUCCAAAUGGUGAGAGUGGCAUUAGCAUUUUGGGUGAAGGAAUACAUAGGUUAUGAGUUAAUUGAGAAGCAAGAAAAUAUCUACAUACACAGAGCUCUGAAAAGGCUUCUUCCCAAUCAUAACAUUUGGAUUCUAGGAAACACAAGUGCUAAGAGACAAGCCAUAUUGUCUUUCAUGAUUUACUCCACCACCAAUUCCUCCUCUCAUGAAGAGAAAAAACAUUCUGACAAUGUUGACGAUGCAAGGACAAAAAAGGUUGUAGGUCUGUAUAUGUGGGAAGAGGCAGGGAACAAGAGAGACAAGCCACUUAAUGGACCAUUUGUUGCAAGACUCCUCAAUGACUUGUUCGGCAUCCAGGCUCGAGGUGGUUGCGCUUGUGCUGGACCUUAUGGUCAUCGUCUGUUCGGUAUAGAUGAGACUCAAGCUCAAGCUUUCAGAUCUGCCAUUCAAAAGGGCUAUUCAGCAGUGAAACCAGGAUGGACAAGAGUGAGCUUCCCCUACUACAUGUCCAACGAGGAGUUUGAGUUCAUUCUUGCUGCUUUGGAGUUUAUAGCUACUUAUGGGCAGAGAUUUCUCCCCUUGUAUCACUUCAAUUUGACAACUGGAGACUGGACUUUUAAACAUGAGACAUUUCAGGACAUUUUAGGAAAAGAGAAGAACUGCGAAAUUGGGUGGUUCCCACUGGCAGCUGCCGCGAAUGCAUUCAGCUUAGAACAUGGCAGAUUUGAAGAACACAAUAUAGAUGACAAACAUCAGCAAGGGAUGAUCAGCAAGUAUGCAUCAUAUUUGGAGAAUGCUAAACAGAUUGCUGGUCUGCUUCCUAAGUUUCCCCCUCAACGUAGGCUUCAAGGAGACAUAGACCUUAACUUGUUACCCUUCAGGGUCUAAUUCUUCUCCCUUUUAUAUUUGUAAAUCUUGUCAACAUUCAUUGGCAAUGAUAUAAGAUUUGGACGGGUUAUAAGCUUAUUAUAAAAUCAUUACUAUACAUAUAUA